AUGUUGUCGCGAUCAGUAUGGAGGAACCUGGGCUAUAAUGCCCGUCGAAGAACGGCCAUACCCGAGGUUCCCUACCGCUGCUUUUCCUGUUCGCAGCGAGCUCAAGUGGACUCCAACAAGGCCAACCAAGAUGAACGGAUGACCCAUUUUGGCUUUAGCAAUGUUCCUGAAUCGCAGAAGGAGUCCAUGGUCGGAGCGGUCUUCAGCUCAGUUGCUUCUUCCUACGAUGCUAUGAAUGAUUUCAUGUCACUCGGAAUCCAUCGCUUGUGGAAAGAUCAUUUUGUUCGCUCCUUGAACCCUGGAUCGGCGCUACCAUCUCGCAACACCGACACGACAGGAAAAGGGUGGAAUAUCCUGGAUAUCGCCGGCGGGACGGGCGAUAUCGCGUUUCGCAUGCUGGACCACGCGACCAACAUUAACUACGAUCAUGAUACCCGUGUCACAAUUGCUGAUAUCAAUCCGGAUAUGCUUGCGGAGGGUAAAAAGAGGAGCAUCCAGACCCCUUACUACAACACGGACCGUUUAUCUUUUAUGCAGGGCAAUGCCCAGGACAUGCCCAACAUUCCCGAUAACUCAGUUGACCUCUACACGGUUGUCUUCGGCAUCCGCAAUUUCACAGACAAGCAGGCCGCCCUACAUGAAGCAUUCCGAGUGCUGAAGCCUGGUGGUGUGUUCGCUUGUAUGGAAUUCAGCAAGGUAGAGAACAGCGUAUUCAAUGCGGUCUACAAGCAGUGGAGUUUCAGUGCCAUCCCGAUGAUCGGUCAACUAGUGGCGGGAGAUCGGGACAGCUACCAGUAUCUGGUGGAGAGUAUUGAGCAGUUCCCCAGCCAGGAAGAAUUCCGGGGGAUGAUUCAGAAGGCCGGUUUCAUGAUCCCUGGCCGGGGAUUCGAGAAUCUCACUGGAGGGAUUGCGGCUAUUCACAAGGGUAUUAAGCCUCUUUCCCAGGCUUGA
Molecule: messenger RNA, 951 nt
Organism: Aspergillus oryzae RIB40
Lineage: Eukaryota; Fungi; Ascomycota; Eurotiomycetes; Eurotiales; Aspergillaceae
Product: class I SAM-dependent methyltransferase
Exons: 2
Coding region: 1-951 (316 amino acids)
Biological process (GO): ubiquinone biosynthetic process
Molecular function (GO): methyltransferase activity
Source: RefSeq, a predicted model, not a curated record